Messenger RNA from Pipistrellus nathusii (Nathusius's pipistrelle), 1344 nucleotides. The record is from the annotation of a GenBank genome assembly. NCBI's taxonomy places the organism in Eukaryota, Metazoa, Chordata, Mammalia, Chiroptera, Vespertilionidae.
AUGUCCUUGUGGCUGGAGGCCCCUGUGCCUAAUGUUUCUCCUGACUCUGCGGUGGAGCUGUGGGAACCAGAUGCCCAAGAUGCAAACAGCCGGGUGCUGAGAGGCAGCGACUGCAUCCUCAGGGAGGAAGCCAGCAUGCCCCGGCCAGCGGGGGGCCCUUCAGGGGUGGGGCUGGAGGUGGCAGAUCCCACAGCCCUGCUCCCAGGAGUGGAGGCCCCUCCAGAGCCUACAGAGCUCCGUCCACAAAAGCGGAAAAAGGGGCCAGCCCCCAAAAUGCUGGGGAAUGAGCUGUGCAGUGUGUGUGGGGACAAGGCCUCUGGCUUCCACUACAACGUGCUGAGCUGUGAGGGCUGCAAGGGAUUCUUCCGCCGCAGUGUCAUCAAAGGUGCGCGCUACAUCUGCCACAGCGGGGGCCACUGCCCCAUGGACACCUACAUGCGUCGCAAGUGCCAGGAGUGUCGCCUUCGCAAAUGCCGCCAGGCUGGCAUGCGGGAAGAGUGUGUCCUGUCAGAAGAACAGAUCCGACUGAAGAAACUGAAGCGGCAAGAGGAGGAACAGGCUCAGGCCACAUCCGUGCCCCCGAGAGCAUCCUCACCUCCUCAAGUCCUGCCCCAACUCAGCCCGGAGCAACUGGGUAUGAUCGAGAAGCUCGUGGCUGCCCAACAACAGUGUCACAGACGCUCCUUCUCUGACCAGCUUCGCGUCACGCCGUGGCCCGUGGCACCAGAUCCCCAGAGCUGGGAGGCCCGUCAACAGCGCUUUGCCCACUUCACUGAGCUGGCCAUCGUCUCUGUGCAGGAGAUCGUUGACUUUGCCAAACAGCUGCCCGGCUUCCUGCAGCUCAGCCGGGAGGACCAGAUCGCUCUGCUGAAGACCUCUGCUAUUGAGGUGAUGCUUCUGGAGACAUCUCGGAGGUACAACCCUGAGAGUGAAAGUAUCACCUUCCUCAAGGAUUUCAGUUAUAACCGGGAAGACUUUGCUAAAGCAGGACUGCAAGUGGAGUUCAUCAACCCCAUCUUCGACUUUUCCAGAGCCAUGAAUGAGCUGCAGCUCAAUGAUGCCGAGUUCGCUUUGCUCAUUGCCAUUAGCAUCUUUUCUGCAGACCGGCCCAACGUGCAGGAUCAGCUCCAGGUAGAGAGGCUGCAACACACAUAUGUGGAGGCCCUGCACGCCUAUGUCUCCAUCCACCACCCCCAUGACCGACUAAUGUUCCCACGGAUGCUAAUGAAGCUGGUGAGCCUCCGGACACUGAGCAGCGUCCACUCAGAGCAAGUGUUUGCGCUGCGCCUGCAGGACAAAAAGCUUCCCCCACUGCUCUCUGAGAUCUGGGAUGUGCACGAAUGA